AUGAGUAGCCAGCAUGUCGAACACGAGGUGGUCGAGGGCGCGUGCAGUGAAUUCGUGAUCCCUCAAAACGACCAGGCCGUUGAUAUCAACCAACUAUCGGCGGCUGCCGCAUUGGAAAUAUUGUGCACCAGCGUUGAGAUGCUCUCUAAGGCCGCCACGGACUGUUCAGAUGAUUGGCCGGUGGACACUGGGCCUCACCCACUAUGGAAAACUUGGGUCGACGGUGCCCCCUUGAUGCAGGCCUCGAACAAAGCAACCGAGCUACAUUGCUCCCCGGCGGGAGACGAGCAAGAGGGCCACCACGAUUACUUUCAACAGAGCAUACUGUCCAAGCGCUUCCUCUCCAAACGAGAGCCGCCGAUCUCUCUCAGGGACUACUUGUUACGCCUUCAUCUCUACUGCCCCAUGUCGACCGCGGUCUACCUGGCCACAAGCACGUACAUCACCCGCAUGGCCAGUGUUGAAAGAGUCAUCUUGGUUAGUCCGAAAAACAUGCACCGCUUGGUACUUGCGGGGCUCGGUGUAGCGAUGAAAACUUUGGAAGAUCUCAGUUAUCCCCAUAGCCGGGUGGCCAAAGUCGGUGGGGUAACGGAGCGCGAGCUCUCCAAGCUGGAGAUCAGCUUCUGUUUUCUCGCGGACUUUGACUUGCGAGUGGACGCCCAUAUGCUCUUCAGCCAAGUCGCAAUUCAUGAUCAGAGAAAGGAUCUUUGCCAUGAUGCCGAGGGCUAG
Aspergillus melleus is the source of this 729-nucleotide messenger RNA. Its product is annotated as putative cyclin-dependent protein kinase complex component. Gene Ontology annotation, cellular component: nucleus; cyclin-dependent protein kinase holoenzyme complex. Lineage: Eukaryota; Fungi; Ascomycota; Eurotiomycetes; Eurotiales; Aspergillaceae. The record is from RefSeq and is a predicted model, not a curated record. The transcript has a single exon. Gene Ontology annotation, biological process: regulation of cyclin-dependent protein serine/threonine kinase activity. Gene Ontology annotation, molecular function: cyclin-dependent protein serine/threonine kinase regulator activity; protein kinase binding. The coding region runs from base 1 to 729 and encodes 242 amino acids.